Messenger RNA from Penicillium oxalicum, 1893 nucleotides. RefSeq names its product tRNA (uracil) methyltransferase (gene trm44). The coding region runs from base 1 to 1893 and encodes 630 amino acids. Lineage: Eukaryota; Fungi; Ascomycota; Eurotiomycetes; Eurotiales; Aspergillaceae. Gene Ontology annotation, biological process: tRNA methylation. Gene Ontology annotation, molecular function: tRNA (uridine) methyltransferase activity. The transcript has a single exon. The record is from RefSeq and is a predicted model, not a curated record.
AUGCCGAACAGAAAGAACGUGCGCGAUCUGAGCAAGCUCUCGGGCAAACCACUGAGAGAGACGGCCAUCUCUAGCAGUCAAAUGUUCCAGAUUGCCUCCAAUGACUGGUUGACAUCCCCCGAUCUGAAAGAGGAGAACCUGGCUUUUUCCUGCGAAAAUUUCUAUGAGACGGCCAUCUUUCUCAUGGCCAAUCCCAACAUCACUUCGAGUCACUUGUUUCGGGCAGACAUCCUGUUUGACAGCCAGGGACUCUUGCGAACGCCUCGGCAAGAUGAAGAACUUGCGGGAACCUCUACUGAGAUCAUGAGUGAGCCCUCACAACCUGAGGUCGAGGCAAAACCCUCGCCUCAAGUGACGGGGUUUGAUCUGAUCAGGACUGUCGUGCGGAAAUUGAUUCCUCGCAAUCAGGACAUCGAUCAACCGCUCAUCCAGACGUGUCAUUUUUACAAAUCGAUUGUUCUUACGGGAACAGGGGCAGGCGCAGUUGACCCGAGUGACAUGCCAUGCCAGCACCGGGUCCUGACCAUGUUUCUCCCGCAUGUCGAAUCUCUAGAUGAGAUUCCAUUUUACCACCCACGCCUCAAAGGACUUGCCACUCUCUAUGAGUGUGACAGCUUGCCCAAUGAAAGCCACUCCGGUAUCAUGUCGGUGCACUUUCUCCCAUUUUCGAGUGAGUAUCCUGAUCGACUGGAACGCACAUUGCACACACUUCUCAACUUUUAUGUCCGACUCACGCGAGGCGGUCAGCAGAAGGCGUCGACAGAGACCUCAGGCGAGGUACGAUCCUCCAAGGAUAACCUCGUACCGCGUCACUUGACUCAAAAUACCUAUUCGCGUCUCAAGACCCUCUAUGCCGCCGAUCUGAUGCAGAGGUGGGUGGAGAGCACGGAACCGAGCAAGCAUGUCUUUGAAGAUCUGGCCAUCACCGCGUUCCUCAUCGAGCUGUGGCGGAUGAUGUACGGCAUCAGACCAGUCAAUGAAGGCUCGCAGGGAUCGAGCGACCGUGACACAUUCCCCGGGUUCGUAGACAUGGCCUGCGGGAACGGCGUACUGGUCUACGUCCUUCUCAUGGAAGGCUAUUCGGGCUGUGGGUUCGAUGCCCGCGCCCGCAAAUCAUGGAGCAUUUACCCGUCAUGGGUGCAGGAGCGGCUCUCGGAGAAGGUUCUCAUUCCGAAACCGUUUGCCGAUGCUGCGGGUCAUCUUGAUCUCGGAAUGGCCAUCACAACCGGCGACUUUGCGCGUGACACGUUUAUUAUCUCGAAUCAUGCGGAUGAACUCACCGUGUGGACCCCACUCAUUGCGGCACUUGCUUGCCCGGAAGCACCCCUGCCCUUCCUGGCUAUUCCAUGCUGUUCGCACUCGCUAUCCGGGGCUCGGUAUCGCUAUCCGCAGCCGAAAGGAUCAAAGCCAAAGCUUGGGACGGGCUCUGCGGACGACCAGGAGAACAUACAAAAUCCACAAUCUGCGUCGGGGGAUUUGAAAGCGUUGCGUGCUGCCAAACAAGCGGAGAAGACCGAAAAGGGCAUGUGGACCUCCAUGUACGGCCUUCUCACGGCCAAAACCAUUUCUGUUGCUGAAGAGGCCGGCUACGAGGUAGAAAAGACUAUGCUCCGUAUUCCCAGCACCAGGAACAUGGGAGUCAUUGGAGGUCGACAAGCCGUGACCACGCAGUGGAGACAGCGAUAUGGCAGGGAGAGCCUCGGAACCCCAAAUGCGGGCGAGGACCGAGUCGGUUAUGCUUCAGUCGUUCAACGGGCAGUCACGGAAAUCGUUGACCGAGAGUGUACCCGGGAUGGUGGAUUGGACGCUGCGGCGCAUAGUUGGAUCGAGCGCGCGCAGAGUCUCCGCAAAGACGCUAGAACACUCAUCCGGCAUGAUGGUGGACAGACAUGA